Parnassius apollo (apollo) is the source of this 285-nucleotide messenger RNA. NCBI's taxonomy places the organism in Eukaryota, Metazoa, Arthropoda, Insecta, Lepidoptera, Papilionidae. The record is from the annotation of a GenBank genome assembly.
AUGGUAAGUGGAACGGGUCCAGCACCGAAUCAGGCCGACACUGUAGCAUUCUGGCACGGCCUGUGGUCAGAGCCCGUAAACCACAGCGAGUGCCCUUGGACGGAAGUUGUGGCGAGUCAGUGUGCGGGUAUUACGCCCAUGGACUCCGUCAUCAUAACGCCGGAUGACGUAGCUGAGGCGGUCCGUAGGGCCCCGAACUGGAAAAGUCCGGGGCUUGACGGGCUGCAUCACUACUGGCUGAAGGGGUUCAUGGUGUGUCACUCUGUGCUCGCCCGACAGUUUUAA